Hippopotamus amphibius kiboko is the source of this 1205-nucleotide messenger RNA. It is a transcript of the gene ACOT8, whose product is annotated as acyl-CoA thioesterase 8. Gene Ontology annotation, cellular component: peroxisomal matrix. NCBI's taxonomy places the organism in Eukaryota, Metazoa, Chordata, Mammalia, Artiodactyla, Hippopotamidae. The transcript has 6 exons. Gene Ontology annotation, biological process: acyl-CoA metabolic process; fatty acid catabolic process. The record is from RefSeq and is a predicted model, not a curated record. Gene Ontology annotation, molecular function: fatty acyl-CoA hydrolase activity. The coding region runs from base 125 to 1078 and encodes 317 amino acids.
UUUCUCAGGGCCCACGGGGCACUUCCGGUUACUUAGGUUUUUGCCAGAGGCUGCGCAUUCUGUCCAGGUUCCCCCCGUGCGCCCCUCCCAGCGCACUGUCCCGGGCCGGCAGCGAGUGAGCUACAUGUCGUCCCCGCAGGCCCCCGAGGACGGACAGAGCGGCGACGAUCCACCCGGGGACCUCCGCAGCGUCCUGGUCACCAGCGUGCUCAACCUCGAGCCGCUGGACGAGGAUCUCUUCAGAGGAAGGCAUUACUGGGUACCCUCAACCCAGCGGCUGUUUGGGGGUCAGAUCGUGGGCCAGGCCCUGGUGGCUGCAGCCAAGUCUGUGAGUGAAGAUGUCCAUGUACAUUCCCUGCACUGCUACUUUGUUCGGAAAGGGGACCCGAAGGUGCCAGUGCUGUACCAGGUGGAGCGAACUCGAACAGGGGUGAGCUUCUCCGUGCGCUUUGUGAAGGCUGUGCAACACGGCAGGCCCAUCUUCAUCUGCCAGGCCUCCUUCCAGAAGGCCCAGCCCAGCCCCUUGCAGCACCAGUUCUCCAUGCCUACCGUGCCCCUGCCGGAAGAGCUGCUUAGCCACGAGGCCCUCAUUGACCGGUAUUUAAGGGACCCUGACCUCCAAGAGACGUACCGGGUGGGGCUGAACCAAAUUGCUGCCCAGGAGGUGCCCAUUGAGAUCAGGCCGGUAAAACCACCCACUCUGAGCCAGCUGCAGAGCAUGGAGCCCAAACAGAUGUUCUGGGUUCGAGCCCGGGGCCAUAUUGGGGAGGGUGACAUGAAGAUGCACUGCUGUGUGGCGGCCUACAUCUCGGACUAUGCCUUCCUGGGCACAGCGCUGCUGCCCCACCAGUGGCAGUACAGGGUGCACUUCAUGGUCUCCUUGGACCACUCAAUGUGGUUCCAUGCCCCUUUCCGAGCUGACCACUGGAUGCUCUAUGAGUGUGAGAGUGCCUGGGCCGGUGGCUCCCGGGCCCUGGUUCAUGGGCGGCUGUGGCGUCAGGAUGGGGUCCUGGCUGUGUCCUGUGCUCAGGAGGGUGUGAUCCGAGUGAAGCCCUGGGUCUCAAAGAACAAGCUGUAGCCAGAGGUACCAGCUUGGCCUGGGGCUUCAAGGAUCUCCCUUCUCCCCCAACUCCUGAGGCAGGAGUUACCACCCAGGGCUGGGCCUUUGGUCCUGAACAUCCAAUAAAGAGACUCAUACCACUGGA